AUGAGGGAUGCUCAACUACCGGACCUACCGAUAGAUGGCUCUACCAGCUGAUUACUGUCGUCUGUAUUGCCCGCCAUAUUCGUAUUUGGCAAGAAGUUUCUCUCGGUCUGUACGGUGUAUAAGGAAUUACGGAUUAUCGAAAUGGUGAUUUCUUGUUCCGCUUUCAAUUGUACGAAGCGAUGGAGUAAGGAGAGUGACUUACCAUUUCACAGGUUUCCUCUAAAGCACCCAGAGCUACCAAAGACGUGGAUUACUUCCGUGAAGCAGAAAGAUUUUAAUCCUACGUCUUGCAGUUUUCUUUACAGAAACCAUUUCCGACAAGAUGAUUACGCAGUGAGCCCUGGAACGUGGAAGAAACGUUUCAAACCCGAAGCAGUGCCAUCAGUUUCCGACACAUUUGAUGCACCAAAUAAACAGCCACGACGACAUGUUGUUAGGAUUUUGAGUGACAACGAUGAUUCUACAUUUGAGCGUUCUGUCAUGGAAUCCGUGCUCGAUUUGCCCAUUGCAGACGCUACUGAUUGCGUGGAGAAUAUUGUCAAUGAGAAUUCUUCCGUGGAAAGCAUGUCACACUUACCCAAUGCAGAAGCUGCGAAUUGUGUCGAAAACGUUAGUAUAAGGAUGUUUUCACACCCCCAACGUUUUCUUAUAAUAUUUUUUCAUCAAACCUUCAGUUAUUUCAAUCGUAUAUAACGAAAUUAUUUCCUUAUUUAGAGUGCAGUUGGUUCUUCAGUAAUUGAUUGUGGUAUACAGUCGAAAGUAUAAAUGGAAGACAAG
This is a messenger RNA of Schistocerca serialis cubense, 777 nucleotides long. RefSeq names its product THAP domain-containing protein 1-like. The transcript is spliced from 3 exons. Bases 142 to 693 code for a protein of 183 amino acids. The record is from RefSeq and is a predicted model, not a curated record. Lineage: Eukaryota; Metazoa; Arthropoda; Insecta; Orthoptera; Acrididae.